Messenger RNA from Diatraea saccharalis (sugarcane borer), 1731 nucleotides. The record is from the annotation of a GenBank genome assembly. Lineage: Eukaryota; Metazoa; Arthropoda; Insecta; Lepidoptera; Crambidae.
AUUUACCGUAACAAAAGAAUAAAUAAUGAAGUUGGUUAAAAAUCAUAGUAAACCUAUCUGCUAAGAAAACCAAUAUAGAUAUACCGAAAAGAACCAUAGAGUAAGUAAGAAACUACCGAUUGUAUGUAAUGAAAAGAAUGGAACAAAACGUUUUGCGUUUAAUUUCGUGAUUUUUGUGUCUACCCGCAAAUGAUGUUACAAACUUAUUUCUAAAACACCUUUUAUUUGAAAUUACAAACAGUUAUCAUUAAUGUUCUCAUAAUAAUCAGAACAGAAAUAACAUUAUCCACAAAAAAUAUUCGAAAUACAACGGCAAAAUAUGGAAACAAUCAACUGGAAGAAUACUUUAUUUAUUGGUGGAACAUUUUUGUGCGCUUUGGCGUAUAAAAUCUUAAGAAGCAAAAAGGAUAACAUGUUAGAUUCCAGUAUCAACGAAGUAUUGUUCUAUGGAGCUCAAGAAGAAUCCAAAAGAAAAGAGAUAGGAUUAGAUAACCUAUUCUGUAUAUAUUACGUUAUAGCCCAUGCGUCACGAACAGUAGACGUGUGUGUGCCGAGUCUCGAGAGUGAAACUAUCACUAAAUGCCUGUUAAGAGUCCACCGAAAGGACAAUAUGCAAGUAAGAGUAGCUGUACAUAAGAGCAAUCAGCUAGACAACUUAAUGCUACUAAUUGAUCAAGGCAUAGAAGUAAAAGUUGUGGAGUCCACUGAACCAAUAGAACACGAGUUUAUAUUAAUUGACGCCUCUGAAAACUUGGACGUUGGGAUGGCUAUUAUUGGCUCAUUGGAUUAUGAAACAACACGGGUCAACUGCAACAGAGACACUACAUUUUUGACCUCAAAGCCAUGUGUUGUGAGCAUUCUAAAGAAGGAAUUCGAUAGAAUCUGGCAUGAAACACCAGAGACAAUUCGCAGAGCAAUAGAAUUGGACCAAGAGGAAUGAAUUGAAUAUUGAAUUAGUUGUGAAAUAUAUUAAAUUGUUUUUAUAUAAUUACGAAUAUUAUUGGUAUUAGAAAUAAAAGUAUCAUGAUAACAAAAAUACUUGGAUUUUAUUUCAUUUGUCUACUUACGAUUUAAAGCAAAAUUACAUCAAUUGUAUUAUUUUACAUUACAUUUAUUUGUACUCGGAAUAUUUUAGUCUAUAUCAACACGACAACCUAUGCCAGUACAGAAAUAUGCAACAAUCAAUGGUGAUUCUUUAUCACAGUUCUUUGACAUUUUUUAAUAAUAUUAUUUUUUUUUUUAUUUCAAAUGGCAUUAGUUAGAUACGUGAAAUGUUUUCCUAUAAUGAAAAGUUUCUUAUAUGAUAUGCAAAUUAUAAUAACAUCAUUUUCACUACUAGUUGAAAUUGAAACAUACAGAAAUUUUAAGGUAAUCUGAACAGGAAGUAAAAAAAAUUCUCUAUUUUUAAGGAGUCACACUAAUACUCUUAGGAACGGUAAUAGGCAAUAUUUAUAUCAAACAUUAGCUACUCAAUGCGAAAUCGCAGUAGUAGCUACAUAGAUAAUGCACCGAAUUGUGGCUACUACAUUUAUAUAAGAUCAAUUUUAAUAAAUCCUUUAUUUUUUUCGAAUUUCAGAUGUUAAACCAAUGUUGCUGGAUACUAAUCCGAAUGCAUGCGGAAUAUAAAUACAUAAAAUAAAUAAAUAAUUCAGAUUCCAAAUUAAGGAGGUUUUAGCAAUUGUAUAAAGAGAAUAAAACAGUCAGACCCGAGAAAAAGAAGUUAAUUUUCCU